Messenger RNA from Capronia coronata CBS 617.96, 1227 nucleotides. RefSeq lists its product as uncharacterized. The coding region runs from base 1 to 1227 and encodes 408 amino acids. The record is from RefSeq and is a predicted model, not a curated record. NCBI's taxonomy places the organism in Eukaryota, Fungi, Ascomycota, Eurotiomycetes, Chaetothyriales, Herpotrichiellaceae. Gene Ontology annotation, molecular function: phosphatidylinositol transfer activity. The transcript has a single exon.
AUGGCCGUCAACCCAAGCCGUGAUUCCGCUGUCGCAGACAGAACGACAGAUUCUGAAAAGGCGACCACCGCACUCGCUUCGAGCCUGGACCAGGUCAAGAUCAAUGGCGAAUCUGCGCAGUCCGAGCCCGUGAGCAUAUCUACCAAUCCCACUUCUGGCGUCACCCCGGCCGUCUCGAAAGAGGUCGUUACAGAACCUCAGCCUACUCCCACCCACAAAAACCCGUUGAACCUGCCACGCUCCGCUGCCGACGGUGUCAUCAGGACACCCCUGGCCGAACCUCUAGAGACUGCGAAGCCAGUUCCAAGACCACCGUUGACCCCGGAACAAAGGACAAAAUAUGCCACAUUGCUUAAGAAUGUGGCAGCAUGGACUGAAUUACCGGAAUCAUCUGCUAAAGGAUCGAAGAAACUGUCCCUGACAGACUCGGAGCGCUUAUUCCUUACUCGGGACUGCCUACUGCGGUACUUGAGAGCUACAACAUGGAACGUGGCACAUUCUGAAACGAGACUGAAGAACACACUGGUAUGGCGUCGUGAAUAUGGGCUGGAGAAGCUCACACGGGACUAUAUCUCCAUCGAAAAUGCCACGGGCAAACAGUUGAUCCUGGGCUGGGACUAUCAAGGAAGGCCCUGCCAAUACUUGAGACCAUCCAAACAAAACACCGAACGAAGCGAACGUCAAGUCCAGCAUCUGGUCUUCAUGCUCGAACGUGCCAUUGAUCUGAUGCCUGCCGGACAAGAGAGCUUGGCCCUGCUCAUCAACUUCGCAGAGACAAAGGCCGGACAAGGCGCAACUCUGUCACAGGGGAAGCAAGUCCUAAACAUUCUCCAGAAUCAUUACCCGGAACGUCUUGGUCGCGCUCUCGUGUCCAACGUGCCCUUCUAUAUCUCUGGCUUCUUCAAGCUGAUUACCCCCUUUAUUGAUCCCGUGACACGAGAAAAGAUCAAGUUCAACGAAGACAUUGGCCUGUACGUGCCUAGGGAGCAGCUAUUGAAGGAAAGUGGUGGUCUUGUGAACUUCGAGUAUGUGCACGAAAAAUACUGGCCCGCUCUCAAUGACCUGUGUGAAUUGAGGAGGUCUGAAGUCUGGGAACGCUGGGUCAAGGGCGGCAAGAGGGUUGGCGAGUACGAGGCUUACCUGAAGGGGGCAGAAAAGAGUCUGGCUGAGCGGGAGAAGGAGGACAUUGCUGCGACCGCCGAGACUGGCAAUUCAAUCUCGAGUUGA